This is a messenger RNA of Oreochromis niloticus (Nile tilapia), 1957 nucleotides long. RefSeq lists its product as uncharacterized. Gene Ontology annotation, molecular function: cytokine activity. The transcript has 5 exons. The record is from RefSeq and is a predicted model, not a curated record. NCBI's taxonomy places the organism in Eukaryota, Metazoa, Chordata, Actinopteri, Cichliformes, Cichlidae. Gene Ontology annotation, biological process: cell surface receptor signaling pathway; positive regulation of tyrosine phosphorylation of STAT protein. Gene Ontology annotation, cellular component: extracellular region. Bases 824 to 1468 code for a protein of 214 amino acids.
AUAGCUACAAUUGUUAAACACUUUGCUUUAGCAGUGAGUGUGUGAGUUCGUGACUUGCGCUUUCAAGUGAUGUAACUGGUGAAAUCAUGGGUGUUUUCUUUUUUUUAAAUUUGUCUUUUUUUCCAUCUUGUUUCUCUGACAUUCAGUGAAACUUGCUUGUUGUAACUUGUCCACAUCAUGAGACUGAAAUAUUCCCUAAAGAUGCACAGUCAAAAAAUGUUCGAUGACGAUGAUGAAGUGUUUUUCCACCUUUCCCCUUUCCCGAGGUAAAUUACUGGACAUUUCAGGAAUUAAGAAAGUUUUUUUUAAUAUUUAUUGUGUAAAAUAAAGGUGACACUGAGCAUUGCGGUCAGCUUGCCUGAGUGGCAGCUCACACAGAUGAUUUUUUAAAAAGUAGAUCUUUAUUCUCAUGCUUCCUUUUCUUUUUUUUAUCUUAUCAAUUCGUCCAUGUGACACUCAACUUUAAAUGACCUAAAAAUGGACCGAUUUGUGAGUAUAGAGUAUAGAAAUAGAAAGACACAAAGGAAAAGCAGUUUAAAAGCAUGAUGAUAACAAGCGAGGGGGGGGGGAGAGAAGGCAGUCCUAUUUUAGUUUCACAGUGAAUGACAUGUCUUUCUGACUUUUUCUGAAUCAUAUAGCUUACCACAAGAUGCUGAGACAUGAGUAAGAGAGAGAGCGAGACGGUAGAGAGAGGGAAAAAAAGUCCAGAGCAUCUGAAACUGAAAGCAAGAACAUGAGAAUAUAUAGUGUUUGUGAGUGCCAGUAAAGCAUGAAAUUAUCUUGCUAGAAGUGGCACUACUCCACUACUCACUACUCCUCCAAGAUGACGGUUUGGAAAGCUCUCUUCCUCCUUUUUUGUAUGCUGGACUGCAUGGAGCAAUCCGCUUCAUUACCAGUUGCUCAGACUAAUUCCCUGUAUCUUAAUUGCUUCAAGCAUACGAGGUCCACUCGAACUCGUGUGCAACAGCUGCUAGGGAAAUAUAAGGAGCAGCAGCUGGGAAACGGGCAGUUUGAGGACAGAAGCCGACACUUGAAGGACCUGCCCUCCCUUUCCACUGAAUUUUAUCGGUGGAUUAAUCUGACGGAGUGGGAACGACUGCAUGCCGCUUUCUGGGACAUGCAAACCUACUGGAAUAUGCUGGAGUGGAAGAGAAUACAGCUGGAGAACGAGGAGAAAGAUCAGAAGAUGGUGCAGGAGGCUCGGACAACUCUAACUCAGAACAUUAGGCACAUUCAGCUGGACUUGCGGGACCUGAUUAGCCAAGUUAGCACUCAGAUGAGCUCUUUGAGAAACUCUUGGAUAAGGCCAGCAGCUGCUACGGCACAAACAGCCCUGAACCCAGCAAGCAGGUCCAGGACAGUAUGGGACAGCCGAGUGGAAGGUUACAUCAUCCUGAGGGAUCUGGACCUUUACCUCACCAAGCUGGCAAGAGACUUUCUUUUACUGGCUACGAAAAUACAGUUAUGACUCAAAACUGAAAAAAAGACAACACACACACACGCACAGAGUCAAAGAGAAAAAAGGAAGAAAUAGUUGAACUGACUCUCAGCACUUUGAUCAAACUGGAAUGAUUGUGAUAUUUUUCAUUCAAGUGUUUUUGUUAAUAUUUCGCGAGGGCCUCUGAUUAUUGCGAGUCUGCUUUUUAUUUCUUCUAACUUUAAGGGCUUUCUUGGGUAUUUCCCAGAGUUUCUGUCUCACCUCUGACUGUAAGUUAGACAUAAGCUUUCAGAACGGCGAGAAUGCUUCCCAACAUCCUGUUUUUCCACCCACGCCCUCGAUCUAGUGGACUUUCCAAAGAUAUUUUGCUAUUUAUUGAAAUAUUUAUUACAAUGCUAUUUAUUUCAAAGUGGUUUAUUUUAAGUCUCUUGCAAUAUGUAAUACAGUGUUUUACAGAAGACAUUUUAUAUUUGAUAAAUAUUUUGUAUUUUUUUCAAUAAAGAGUUACAGCAUUUGAAA